Messenger RNA from Mauremys mutica (yellowpond turtle), 3838 nucleotides. It is a transcript of the gene ANKRD29, whose product is annotated as ankyrin repeat domain 29. The record is from RefSeq and is a predicted model, not a curated record. Lineage: Eukaryota; Metazoa; Chordata; Testudines; Geoemydidae. The coding region runs from base 1156 to 2094 and encodes 312 amino acids. Gene Ontology annotation, molecular function: protein binding. The transcript has 10 exons.
GAUCGAUCCCCCCCAGUGUAGACCAGGCCUUAGUAUGGAAGUGGUUAUACCUGUAUAAAGGUGCUUAUGUAGCUUAUUCCUGUAAAUUUAGGGGAGAAAGCUAUAGUGUGAUAAAGCACCUUUGUACCACAAGACACCUCUACCCCUGUAUAAUACGACCCGAUAUAACACAAAUUUAGAUAUAAUGCAGUAAAGCAGUGCUUGGGGGGGGUCGGGGCUGUGCACUCUGGUGGGUCAAAGCAAGUUUGAUAUAAUGCAGUUUCACCUAUAACAUGAUAAGAUUUUUUGGCUCCCAAGGACAGCGUUAUAUCAGGGCAGAGGUGUAAUUGCAUUCAUAUUAGGGAGUUGUGCUGAUUUAACUAUUUUGGUUUUUUUAAAAAAUCGCAACCCUAACUGAAACAGUUAAAUUGGUGUAAAAACUGUGUGUGGACUAGGCCUAAGAUUUAGAACAAAACAAAAAUGAUAGCAUUAUAAAAAUAAUUUAUCUUUGAUCAUAUUGCUCAUCCACUUGAUAUCAAAACUCCACCUUUGGAAGGAAAGUGUAGUUUGGCUCAAUAUGCUCGCAUUUUCAUGGGUUUGUGUUUUUACAAUGCAUAUGUCUGCAUUUGGUUAGUGUAUAUCGAUAGUGUCUGAUCAUGCAUACAUUUAUAUUUGGGAAGUGUAUAUCAUUAAACUUCUAACUUUAUCGGCUGCAUGUGUGUGCACACAUGUGAAAACUGUAUUACCUACAUGUGUGUGAUGCAUCUGUACCUGUGUGUGUUCACUUGGAAGUGUGAGAGUCAAGGAGGAGGCAUCUGUGUGUACUUCGCAAAGUGUCCAUCGUUAGGCACACGGGUUUGCAUGCUGCACCGGUGUAUGUAUGCAUUGGGUCCACACGCCUGCAUCGUUCUGUGCUGUGACGCGGGAACACGGCAUCUGUGGGUAUGGAUUCCCGCGCGCGUGGACGGUGCAGCGUGUAGCUGCUCUCUGGGAGCAGCUGCUCUCUCUCAGGCGCGAUGCAGCAUGCAGCCCCUGCAGACGCUGUGCUCCAGUCACUCUGCAAAGCGAGGCUGUGAUCGCCACCCUGGCCAGUGGGCGAAGGGCUGGAAAGUGCGGGAGAGGAAAGCCGGCUCUCUGCUCGUCCCCCGGGCUAGCUCGGAAUGAGCCGCUGCUGUGAUGUGCAAGAUGUCUUUCAAGAGGGAAACACCGCUCGCAAAUGCUGCAUUCUGGGCUGCAAGGAAAGGAAACCUGGCUCUUCUUCAGCUGUUGUUGAACAGUGGGCGAGUAGAUGUGGACUGCAGAGACAGCCUUGGCACAACAGCUCUGAUGGUAGCUUCUCACUAUGGCCACAUAGAAUGUGUGCGGGAAUUGGUGUUACAAGGAGCAGAUAUCAAUCUGCAGAGAGAGUCAGGCACAACUGCUCUGUUCUUUGCUGCACAGCAAGGCCACAAUGAUGUUGUGAGGUUUCUCUUUGAAUUUGGCGCCUCUACUGAAUUUAGAACUAAAGAUGGCGGUACCGCUCUGUUAGCAGCUUGUCAGUAUGGCCACACACGAGUGGUGGAAACUCUAUUGAAGCAUGGUGCCAACAUACAUGAUCAACUUUGUGUGAGUUCAUGGGAAGUAAAUAUAAACACCAUGGAUGGCGCUACUGCACUUUUUCUGGCUGCCCAAGGCGGUUAUCUGGAUGUCAUCAGAUUAUUAUUAUCUUCAGGAGCAAAGGUCAACCAGCCAAGGCAGGACGGGACAGCUCCUUUGUGGAUAGCAUCUCAGAUGGGUCACAGCGAGAUAGUGAGGGUAAUGCUGCUCCGGGGAGCUGAUCGAGAUGCCACACGGAACGAUGGUACCACCGCUUUACUUAAAGCUGCUAACAAAGGGUAUCAUGACGUUAUAGAGGAAUUACUCAAAUUCUCUCCUGCACUUGGCCUGUUGAAGAAUGGGACUUCUGCUCUCCAUGCAGCUGUUCUGGGUGGCAAUGUUAAAGCAGUAGCACUUCUUUUGGAAGCAGGAGCAGAUCCUUCUCUUAGGAACAAGGCAAAUGAACUGCCAGCAGAACUAACGCAAAAUGAACGCAUCCUCCGGCUCCUCCGGGCAAAAGAAAAGCACAGGAAAAGCUAACCCAACCACUGUGUCAGAUGUGGUUUGACAGAGAGGAGCCAUGUCCACGCUGGCACUAAAGCAAAUCUGGUUUUGAAAAUGGCUUAUUGAACCUGUUUGCAGAAUUGAUUUAGCAUGUCCAAGAUACCACUCUGUGAAUAAGGUCAGCCUUCAACACAGAGCAGGGGUGCACUAAAGCUUCAGUUUUGCACCAUUAAAUCUAAGAGGAGUUUUUGCCAUGGGCUUCAGUGAGAGCAAGAUAGGGUCCUAAAGGCCUGUUUGCACCACAACCCUGUCUAUACUUGAAAAUCCCAGCAUUCCCAUAAAUCCUAAAAUGUGUGUACUACACCUUAUAGCCACACACAAGUGCUCCAACCAUUUCACAGGCAUUCCCACUAUUGUUAUGACUGCACUAGCUGAGAUCAAGUCUUAAUGCCUCUUUGUGCACCUGUUCAGUUUGAACCAUUCAGCUUGUAUAGGUGGGAAGCACACAUGUUCUAGCUGCACUGGUUCAAUUAAUCUCCUCAGCACAGUCCCACAAGGCUUCAAUGCACCCUUCAGGCUUUGACAGUUUGGAGACCAGGCUAUGUCCACCUUCCUCCCUGCUGCCAUUUCAUGCAGGCCUGAGAGAAAGUGGAGGGGUGUUCAUCUGAUCUCAGCUGUGCCGAAUAACUCCUUCCCUGUUUGCAGCCACGUGUAGGGCAGGGAUAUAGGACACAAACCAGACUAUUUAAAUAAAAACUUUAAUUAGAACAAGGAAUUUUUUAUUGGCUAGUAGGAAAAUAACCCACAACACAAUGGGGAAAAGUUAGGGAGCGCAAACACCACAGCAUCUACACACCCACACUAGAAACCUCAGUUACAUAUGUAAUGGACGACCUUACUCUGGAGUUGGCAUGGCUCUGAAGUAACUGUUUCAUCUGUAUCUCAUAGGUGCUUGAGACCUGAAAAGGGGACUUCAGUGAAAACAUAUCCCAGGCUACUCCACCCCCAUCCCAAGUGAAUCCUAGUUCUCUUGCUUACCAGCACAGGGAGGUAAAUAACUUCUGGUUCUCCCCACUAUCCUUGAGGAUCAGAACAUAUGCUAGAGGGGUGACUACCUGAGGUGGGGGAGAAGGAUUGGAAAAAGUGGCUGUGUACCAAUGGAUACCUCAGAGGGGUGUCCUCCCUCCAGCCCCUGGCCUUGACUGCUCUGUUUGGAUUGUAGAGGGAGACACAAGAGAAAAGGUAGCUGUUACUUAAGCAACAACUCAUUAAAACGAUCCAAAACUUUACAGUUUACCCCAAAAGUUAUCAAGCAAAUGAGAGCAAACUCGUCUCCUCCUCAGAGUAAACUCUGACCUGUGUAGUACCCCAAUCCAUCCAACAGUGGGUAUGGGGGCAGCUGGUGGCCUUCUGCAGUGUAAUUCCCUUUCACUCCUAACAUAUGCUCAAAUCCAUGGACGGAACAGAAUCACUGGAAAUAGUCACUGGGCAAACCAAACAUAGCAUGUUGUUAACAUAUAUUUAGCUGUGAAGCCUACUCGUGUGGGUGUUAUAAAUGUACAGUAUACAUUGUACACACAAACACGUGUAUACGACACGGUUUGGUGUUCACCAGCUACUAUACAAUGCAGCUGCUGCAGGGACCUGUGCCUGGAAUUAUGGGAGAGGGGCCACUAUGAGCAGGUACAUCAGCAGUUGGUAGGCCAUGUGUAAUGUGGGCACAUUAUACUCCUGAGGGCAUUCCGUGCCAAAAAAAUUAAAAAUUCUGUGCCAAAAAAAA